This is a messenger RNA of Penaeus monodon (black tiger shrimp), 4530 nucleotides long. Its product is annotated as probable phosphorylase b kinase regulatory subunit beta. The record is from RefSeq and is a predicted model, not a curated record. The coding region runs from base 82 to 3342 and encodes 1086 amino acids. Lineage: Eukaryota; Metazoa; Arthropoda; Malacostraca; Decapoda; Penaeidae. Gene Ontology annotation, biological process: glycogen metabolic process. Gene Ontology annotation, molecular function: calmodulin binding. The transcript has 26 exons. Gene Ontology annotation, cellular component: phosphorylase kinase complex.
UGAAGCAGCUGACGAAGGACGAUAGAGACACGGACCUUGGAAAGCAGCGGAGGAGCCUUCUUUUCUACAAAAUACGGCGUCAUGGCAGGAGGAUCGAGGGGUGGACACAGUCCAGAACACUCCAGAGACAGGCAUCACUCUGCCAGUGCCUGUGAUUCGGAGACUUGUGUAAACCUGCGCGUCAUCAAUUAUGACGACACUGUGCGUAGACUGGAUCAUUACUAUGGCAUUGUUAAGCGACAACUGCUACAGAACCAGAGUGUUACCCUGGGAUUGUUCCCUGCCUGUAGCAUGGAGAAGCGUGAAGCUGAUAUCAGAACUAGUGUCUACUGCGCUGCUUCUAUAUGGAGUCUUUAUCAGUCAUACAGACGUAUUGAUGAUGACCGAGGCAAAGCAUAUGAACUAGGCCAGUCCUGUGUCAAGUGUAUGCGUGGCAUUCUCAUGUGCUGGAUGCGGCAGAGUGAAAAAGUAGAGAUGUUUAAGCAGGGCCAACAACCAAAAUAUGCUCUACAUGCCAAAUUUAACCUUCUAACAGGAGAGGAAGUUAUUUCAACUGAUGAUUAUGGUCAUCUGCAGAUUGAUAUUGUUUCCCUGUACCUGAUUUUCCUGGUCCAGAUGAUUAAUUCAGGUCUACAGAUUAUAUACACCAUGGAUGAAGUCACUUUUGUCCAAAAUUUGGUGUAUUAUGUGGAGAGAGCUUACCGUACACCUGAUUUUGGUAUGUGGGAAAGAGGAAGCAAAUACAACAAUGGAACGCCUGAACUUCAUGCCAGUUCAAUUGGUAUGGCAAAAGCUGCAUUGGAGGCCAUCAAUGGAUGCAAUCUCUUUGGAGAGAAAGGUGCAUCUUGGUCAGUCAUCUUUGUUGACAUUGAUGCACAUAACCGCAACCGCAGCAUCUUUGAAACACUGUUACCAAAAGAAUCCAGUUCUAAGAGUGUUGAUUCUAGUCUUCUUUGCACUAUAUCAUUUCCUGCUUUUGCUACCCAUGAUCAGAUGUUAUACACUACUACCAGAAGUCAGAUACUUAAUACUCUCCAAGGUGCUUAUGGCUUCAAAAGAUUUCAGCGUGAUGGGUAUGGCACAGUUGUAGAAGACAAGGAAAGGAGGUACUACCAUGCCUCAGAAACAAAGGAAUUUGAAAAUAUUGAAUGUGAGUGGCCCCUCUUCUACUUGUUCAUGAUCCUUGAAGGCAUGUUUAAAGACUCCCAAGAGCAAGUGGAGCAGUAUAAGGCAAAACUGAGUCCAUUGCUCAAGAAAGAUAGAUGGGGAGAUGCUGUAGUGCCAAAGUACUAUUUCAUACACAAGAACCAUGUAAAUGCAGAAAGACAUGAUCCAGGAUCUCAGCCUCGGCAACCCAGCUCGCAGGGCACACCUAAGAAUCUCUUCCUCUGGGGUCAGAGUGUUUGGAUAAUAGCCUCCUUGUUGAUGGAUAAACUCCUGCAUAUCAAUGAAUUGGACUUAAUCCGACGCUAUUUACCCUCCUAUAACCGUCCUCGUAAAGGCGGGCGCUAUUCAGCAUUCCAGAGCAAGACCAGCAAAGGGACAGCAAGCGAUUUGGUGGUGCAGGUUGUCUUGAUUGCAGAAAGCAUGCGUUUGCAAGCAAUGAUGGCAACAUACGGCAUCCAGACUCAGACACCUCAUGAAGUAGAGCCCGUCCAGAUAUGGCCGCCUCGGGAUCUAGUCAAAGUUUAUCAAAAUCUUGGUGUAAGCGAAAAGAUUGGAGUCCAUGGCAGACCACUACGUCCCAUUGGUGCCUUGGGAACCAGCAAGAUUUACCGUAUAUGUGGCCAGACAGUGUUGUGCUACCCAUUGGUGUUUGAAGUAAAGGACUUCUACCUCUCUCAUGACAUGGCUCUCCUUAUAGACGACAUAAAGACAGAGCUUCAUUUUGUUGGGAAGUACUGGAGACUCUCUGGCAGGCCCACUGUGUGUAUCCUCAUAAGGGAAGAACACAUGAGGGAUGUGCACUUCCGAGAAUUGUUAGAUCUGUUGGCCAUGUUGAAAACAGGUUACUGUGAUGGACUGAAAAUUCGAACUGGCAGACUUCAGAAUCUCAUUGCGUCAUCUUGUAUUGAGCAUCUGGACUUCCUGAGCACACUGGAUAUCGACUUGGAUAUCAGUCCCUUUGAGCAACUACAACAUGCCAGUAUUGGAUAUCAGUCUCUCACAGAUGUUCCAACGGCAAUUAAGUAUUCGGAGGAUUCCAUGAGCUUUAAGGAUAUGGCCUUGCGACCCACAGAGGAAGUAAUAAAUGUUUUGAGGUCAGUGUCUACACUUCACGGCCAAACUCAACUCCUAGGAAUUCUGCUUCGGAGAGAAGGUCAAAAUUUCCAAAUAGAUGGUGUCUCAGUGAGUGAUCGUGUGCGUUCCCUGUUACGUCAGUCUUCCUCUCUUCGGUAUUGGGCUGUGGUUCGGGAAUGCACUGCAUUGCUAUCAAAGGAAGUGGAGUCAAUAUCACCUUACAUCACCACUGUACUAGUAUCAGGAAAGCAGCUGACAGUUGGCUAUGGUGAAGAUGAGAUCAUCUUGGAUAAACCUGUCCAACCAGGAGAAAUCCAUGAUCUGUUCUACACCCCAGCUCUGCAAGCACACAAUGUAGUUCAGGCCGUGCUUCAACAAGAGGUUGUCUUAUACUGUGGUAAGCUGAUCGCAACACAUCCUCAGCUUUUCCUUGGUAUUCUCAACAUUAGGGUUGGAUGGGUGAUCAAGGCAAUGCAGUAUUACUUACAUGAAGUUAAAGGGACAAAAGAUGUUGUUGAAGCUCUUGCUCCAAAUGAAGUGAGACGCCUUGUUGUCAAGGUCCUUUCUCUUGAUGAUUGGGCACUUAAAGAAAAAUUAACUCCCCAGCAAAUUAGGGUAAUUGAUGGAUGCCUUGGAAGAACUCCCAAGAAGUUUUAUGAGAAGGUGUGGCACAUCCUUGUCAAAACUCCUGGAGGUGUUCGCCUUGGUGAUCAGACAUUGCCUCAGCAGCCCACACUCUCCGAGAUGUCUCACAGUGAUCUCAACUUUGCCCUUACUGUUCAGUCUCUUCUGAAUCGCAUUCAACACCCAGAAUACCGACAGAUUGUUGUGGAGCUUAUCUCUGUCAUUGCCACAAUUCUGGAGAGGAAUCCUGAGCUGAAGUUCACACAUGCAGUGGAUUUGGACCAGAUUGUUAAAGAUGCUUUCAAGAUGUUCAUGAAGGAUCUUGGCAAGGAAGUGACAGAGGACAUUUCUCAUCUCUACACUGUAUCUGAAGUUGGAAUGAAGAGCUACCUUGCACGUGCUGUAGUGAACUUCAUGCUGAAAGGAGACAUAAAAACUAAUGCUGAAGAGGGUCAGACCUUCUGUCAGGUAUCUUAGUGUUUUUUUGUUUGUUUUUUUGCCUCACGGAUAAAGUUACAUUGGCUGUUGUUUUCCUUUCUUUUAGGAAGUUGCAAUAGCUGGAAUGCAAUGGAGUCUCAGCUUUUGUUUUAAUUUAGUUUUUAUUAUGCAGUACACAUAGUGUAUGGCAUUCUGACAAGAUUGUUUAAUUACUACUUAUUAAUUUUUUGUGAUUGUUCAAAAAAGAUAUAAUUUUGAACUAUUUUUUGUUAGGGUUAUUAUGUUGAGUUAAUUGGAUGAUUCAUUUAUGUGUAUACAGUAUUAUUAUUGCAUUGUAUAUGCUGCAGUAUUUUAGUCAGAAGUCAAUGUUUUGUCCCUUUCUGUAUGAAUUCAUAUACAGAGAAGUAAAUUUUUGUUUUUCCUCGAUGGUGCUGUUUUCUUUGUUGAUGUAUUACAGAAAUUAUUCAAUAUUUGUUUUUUAUUGAAGCUGCACAAAUGUAUAGAAAAAAGUAUCGCAGAUUAUGCAAGAAGCCUGUCAUAGUAUAUAUAUUAGUGAUUGCUUUCAUGAAAUUACCUUUCAUGGUUUACAUGUGGCAAUUAAUCAUGGUAUUCUUAAGCAGAAUUUAGAGCUAAAGAUAGAAAAAUGAGUUAAUUAAGAAGAAAAAAAGAAAAAAAAAGAGUAACCACACAGGUCAGUUUGCUCAUUGUGUUAUAAACAUAUCUAGUCAUUUCCAGUUUUGUGUAUAUAGAUAUUCCUUAAAUGAGAAAUUUAGGCGAUUGACAUUGUUAUAAAUAUUUAAUAAAAUAAAGGACUGUUGCAAUUAUCUUUCCAAAAAUUAUUUCCAGUUCUGUGUACCUUCAUAUUCCUCAUUCAUUUUAAUCAAGUAGGACUUUGUAUAUUGGUUAAAAAAUUAACAAUGCCGUAAUAUUUGAUGAUAUUUUCUGAUUACAAUUUUAUUAUUUACCUUUUAGGGUGUACCUUGGUCUUCAUUUGUCAUUGUUUACAAUAUGCAGUCAUAUUAUAGUGAAGUAAUGAUAUACAGAUUUUUGUUGACAGUUUUUAUAUGAUUCUUGUACAUUUUUAUUCAUAGGAAAUGAAGUCAGUGAAAUAAAAUGUAGAUGAAUACACUGAUUAUAUUAUUCUUGAUUACAAUAUUCAAGUGAAGGUUAACAUGGAGAACCUAUUAUAAUUACUUUAAUCCUCUAAUAAAACUGUCCAAUUGCUGA